AUGGCCACCAGACCGAAACGUUCAUCCACAAUGCCAUCGAUGGCAACUCCACCAACAAUCACACCGGCCACACCUGGAAAACAUACAGCCACAACCACAUCAUCUUCCACCACGAGUCACGUGAUCGGGGCUCCAAAAAGCUCUGCCACAACAAGUGCCAGCACCAGUGCCAGUUCUAACACCAGCACGGCCACCAACAAGACAUCAUUCCAAUAUUGGAAUCAAAAGGUUGGUCCACAACCUGUCAAUGGCACAUCGACUACAUCAUCGACAACAACAACCAAGUCACUACCAUCCUCUCCUUCACUCCAAGGUCAAACGGCCACACCACCAUCGACCACUACUUCCAAACUUGCAGUCGCGCCCAAGUCUGCAAGUGCCACAACCUCAUCGACAUCAUCCUCUUCCACAGGUCCUAACAAAGUACCUCCUCCUCGUCCCCAUCCUAUAUCGACUCCAACCCCAACAACCAACACAACCUCAUCAUCAACAACAUCAACUACAACUGAUUCAAAAACAUCAGACGAUCAAUCAAACAUGGUAUUCAAGACAUCAUUCACACUUCCAUCGAGGCUGAAGACUGGUCAGGCAUCUUCUUCAUCAUCAGGAUCAUCAACAACAACAACAUCAUCAUCCUCCGACAAGAAGGGUAUUAAGAGUAUAAUAUCAAUGGUGUGGACACCAGACGCGUCCACUCCAUCAAGUUCCAAGACUGCAGCGGCCUCAGCCAAGAAGGCACCGGCUGUCCCUCCCAGGAGCUACAUAGGCGAGACACCAUCCCAAUCAACACCAACUACAUCAACAUCAACAACUACACCUGCUGCCACGGCACCAGUGUCGAGCGCGACAACCAAAGUGGCUACGCCAGCAACUACCAUAAGCCACGAGCCAGUAGCUACUGUGACUGCCACAGCACCAUCAUCCGUGGCAACAACAUCAUCAACCAAGACACCUUCAGUGGUGACCAAGGAGCAACAAGGUGAUAAGGAACGUCUGGCACACUUGGAGGCAAAUGUGAUCAAGUUGACAUCAAUGGUCGAUGAGUUGAACACUAGUUUGAAGAAUGAGCGACAACUUAACAUUGAACUCGAUUCCUAUUGCCAUGACCUAGAGGCCAGACUACAUGUGGCGGAGGGCAAGUUGAAGCGUAACUCUGCCAAUGGAUCAUCCUUACAGACGAGUCAGCUGGCAACGGCUGAUGGUGCCAGCAGCUUGGACAGUACCGCACAACAAUAUGAGGAACAGAUCAGCGGGCUGCAAUCACGCGUUGCUUCAUUGGAGCAGCGCAUCAAACGAAUGGAGUCGAGCCAGGUCGAUCAAGAGCACGGCAGCCUAAGGGAGCGCGACAACAGCUUCACCUGCUUCUCAGACAGCGAGAUUACAGACAGCGAACUCAAGUCCAGUUUGAAGAAGAAGAAGAGGAAGGGCAGAAGCGGCUCGCCAGACUUCACGCUAUCACUCAGCCUCUCGCCCAAGAAGGUGGGCUUCAUCGAUGAUGUGAUGGCCAUUGACGAGUCUGCCGCCGCAGCUGCCGUCGCCGCCGCCCACAAGAAAAGUCCAAACAAACGGUGGAUGAGCAAGAGGACCUACUCCAACGACAGCAGUGCGAGCAGCCUCUCGUUCAGCGCCACCGAUCAGGCCGCCGGGGAGGACGAUGAGUUCCUCUCGACAGAGGAGCGCGCCAACCUCACCAAGGGCUUCUUCACCAACCUCUAUAGCAACGCAGAUGCCGAGGAGUUGAAGCGAGAGAAGCUCAUCCGCAUGCGAUCCAAGUCGCUAGUGUCCAGAGACGCGACUGCUAGCGAAGAGUUCACAUUUGGCAAGACCUCGCCCCUCGUUAUGUCAGCUUCCACCAGUGCUCUAUCAUCGCAGAGCCAACAACAGUCCAUAGCCAGUGCACUUGAAGAGUUGGACAGUUAUGAGAAGAAGAAGUCAUCAUCGAUUGGAAAGAUGUUUGGAAAGAGCAAGGCAAAGACAUUCAGUGGAGACAAGCACAAAGUGUCUUUGAUAUUGUCCGAGAGACUCAACCAUCGAUCAUCAAGGGAUGACCUCAUCUUGAAGAAUAUUAUCAUGUCCGAGUCGAUAUUUGGACUGAGCAUCAAUGAGGACACGGUGGAGCGCGUGGCAGCAUUCAUCAGGAGUUGCACAGAGGUGUUGUUGACACAUCGACAAGAGGAUGGCCUGUUCACCAAACGUGUGGACGACGCAGAGUUGGCCGCGUUCAAGAGGUCGGUCGAGCACAUUGUGCCAGGCAGCGACAACAGCGCUUUCAAUAUUAGCAAUCCGCAUAUUGUGGCAGCUGCCCUACUGUAUGUGUUUGAGCGAUUGUCCGAACCAGUGUUGGGUCGCUACGCCACUCAACUACUUUCAAUCGUGGCGAUUGAGGACCAUCCCCUUCGUCGAGCAUUUGCCCGUGCCACACUAUUCUCCAUGGCGCCAACACACAGGAUGUUGCUCAAGUUGGUACUCCAGUUCCUGCGCGACAUGGCCACCUCUGGCGUACCCGCAGCGUCGGAACCAGCCUCCCCAAGCAGUGGGGAGACAUCACCAUUCACCCUGUUGUCUGUGACGCCAAUCUCUGGUUCGCCAGUCAUCGACUCGGCCAAGCCCGCGCCACAACAACCAAUUAUCGAUCCAGCUCGAAUGGAAUUAAUAUGCACGGUCUUUGCCAAGGUGCUGUACAGGGCUGGCUUGGACACUGGUCGCACGGCACUGUCGCUACGCCAGUUGGCCGACGACUUUGAAUCACACUUUGACAACAACGUCGACUUAACAUUCAUCAUCAAGGACAUCUCCUACGUCAAGCAUGCAUCGUUUGAGCGACUGUUUGAGCGUCUACUCGACCUAAACAACCGCGACACUGACUACAACUACACGGUCUUCUACACGUACGACUACUACUAUGGAUCAGCAACCGAGUUCCUCGAGCAACUGAUCGUCUACUUCAAGAAGACCGUGCCACCAGCCACCGCCGACGAGGCUGCCGGCGUCGCACCCACCAAAGGCUGGCAACUGGAGCUGGCGCUCACCGUACUCUCUGUCGGGCUGUUCUGGAUGAAGCUACAUCACAAGCAUCUGAGCACGGACCUGCUGUUCUUGGCCAAGCUCAAGGCAUUCAUCGAUCUGCACAGUCCAAAGAGCGGCGGCGCACCCACCAGCAACUUCUUCACCUACUUCCGCUCGUUCUUCCAGGCGGUGCCUGUCAAGACGCUCAACUCCUACUCGAGCAACAUGUAUCGCACGGCCACACUGUCGCACAAGAUCAAGGACGAGCACGGCAUUGACGUCUAUCAGUUGGGGGCAGAGGUGGUCGCGUCACAGAUCACCCUCAUCGAUAUGGAACUGUUCACGGCGAUCCCUCUGUUCCAGUUCCUGCACAAGGCGUUCAUGACUGCAGAUCGCUCGCCAGAGUUCCAGCAGAUGGUCGCACGCUUCAAUGUCUGGGCUCGCUGGACAUCCACCGAGAUCUUGGCUCGCGAGCGCGCACAGGAUCGCGUCAACACAUUGGCCUACUUUAUAGAGUUGGCCAAGUGUUGUGUGGACAUUGGUAACUACAGCGCAGCGUCAUCCAUUGUUGGAGGACUGAAUCAUGCGUCGAUCAGUCGACUGAGACAUACAUGGGACAAGCUGUCGGCCAAGACCGCGGCAGACUACAAGGCGUUGGAGACAUUGUUUGACAUGUCGAUGAACUACAAGAACUAUCGCGAGACGAUCAAGUCGUCGCCGACAUCGGUGGUCGUGCCAUACCUGGCCAUCAUCACCAAGGAUCUAUUUGCGAUUGAGGAGGCCAAUGAAACAUUCACGGCCACUGGAUUGAUCAAUAUGGAGAAGUUCCGAUUGAUCUAUAAGAUCAUUAAGGAGUUGCAGGCCUGUCAUCAAGUGUCCAAUCUCAAGUUCCAAUUGAUUGAGCCACUCAAGAAGCAUCUUCUCGGCAUACCCAACACCAUCCAACUACUAGACGACAAAGAGCUACAAGUACAAAGUCUAAAAGUAGAGCCAAGGCAGACUAUCUCAUAA
Molecule: messenger RNA, 4017 nt
Organism: Acytostelium subglobosum LB1
Lineage: Eukaryota; Evosea; Eumycetozoa; Acytosteliales; Acytosteliaceae
Exons: 2
Coding region: 1-4017 (1338 amino acids)
Biological process (GO): Ras protein signal transduction; positive regulation of GTPase activity
Cellular component (GO): plasma membrane
Molecular function (GO): guanyl-nucleotide exchange factor activity
Source: RefSeq, a predicted model, not a curated record